Molecule: messenger RNA, 1683 nt
Organism: Polyodon spathula (Mississippi paddlefish)
Lineage: Eukaryota; Metazoa; Chordata; Actinopteri; Acipenseriformes; Polyodontidae
Product: transmembrane protein 19-like
Exons: 7
Coding region: 197-1204 (335 amino acids)
Cellular component (GO): membrane
Source: RefSeq, a predicted model, not a curated record
UUGAUUUUGCAGUAAACAUCUCGUUUGGUACUUUAUUUCCGUUUGUAAAUGGGGUUUAUAGCAUGUAAGGCAUACUAGUUUGUUUAUUAAGUAUCAACAAUUAGUGAAAACAAGAAAUAAUUGUUCACAAUGUGUAUUUUAUGUGCAAGAUACCAUAUAUCAUGGAGCGGCACAGGUUUUCCUUCCAGCUGCACCAAUGCGACAGUUUGAAGAGGAGAUUUUGUUUAAAGAGUAUGUAAAGAUGAUGACGGAUAUGAUCAUUUUGUGCUUCACUUUGGCAAUCUCUUUAUCAUUCUGGAUCGUUUCGCUUACUGCUAGUACGUAUUAUGGUACUUUACAUCCUGUCUCUCCAUGGCGCUGGCUAUUCUCAGUACUGGUUCCCCUCAUCCUUACCUCACAUAGUCUCAAAAGGAAAAGUCUUGACCGCAGUGGAGCGUUAGGAGCGAUUGUGGUCGGAUUCAUUCUUACUGUGGCUAACAUGAGCUUCUUUGCUUCCUUGCUGGCAUUCUUUGUAACAUCUUCCAGACUAACAAAAUGGAAGGGGGAGGUGAAGAAGCGUAUUGACGCAGAUUAUAAAGAAGGUGGGCAGAGGAAUUGGGUGCAGGUGUUCUGCAAUGGAGGCGUCCCUACAGAACUUGCUCUGCUCUACAUGAUUGAGACUGGCCCUGGGGAGAUUCCAGUGGACUUUGGGAAGCAGUACAGUGCAACAUGGAUGUGUUUGUCCCUCUUGGGUGCCUUGGCAUGCAGUGCUGGGGACACAUGGGCCUCUGAAAUAGGACCUGUCCUUAGUUUGAGUCCACCAAGAUUAAUAACGACUUGGAGGGAAGUCCCAGUGGGUACGAAUGGGGGGGUCACUCCAGUGGGUCUUCUUGCGAGUCUCCUGGGUGGAAUGGUGGUGGGCCUGGCUUACUUUGUCAGUCAGCUGCUCUUUGUGAAGGAUCUGAACCUCGCUGCUCCACAGUGGCCCAUUGUUGUGUAUGGUGCCAUGGCAGGAUUACUGGGAUCCUUGCUGGAUUCUUGCAUAGGUGCCACUAUGCAAUAUUCAGGUUAUGACAAAGGCAAGGUUGUGAACCACCAAACAAACUCUUCUCAACGGAUAUGUGGCAAACCUAUUCUGGACAACAAUGCCGUGAACCUGUUUUCUUCCAUACUGAUCGCGCUGAUACUGCCUGGAAUGGCCUGGGGGUUUUGGCCAGUGCAGUAGAUACUUUUGCAUUGGGGGGGGGAGCUGUGUCUGUUGCUUUUUCAUUCUGGCUUUGUCUUAUCUUUUUAAUUUUACAGUAUUAUGUUAUUUUCUUAAGAGGGAAAACUGCUGACCCAAUCCCCAAAGCACUGACUAAUGACUUUUUGUUGAACGUUUUGUUUUUUUAAAGUAUAUUGAUAAGUUAUUGCCAAAACCAACAACAGUCUAGAACAGCUUGAUCAAUAUCAUUUUCUUUCUUUUUUUUUUUUUUUUUGUCCGGUCAAGACAGUCAAAUAACAAAUGAGUUAUUUGUAACUCCAGGUCACUUAUUUCACAUAUUUAAGCCGUUCAAAUUUGAAAGUCAGCAGUUUCUCUUUUUCAAGGGAGUCUUCUUGUAUGAGUAAUUAAAUGCCAUGUCGCAUCAUGUUUUAACCUGCUAGGAACAGAAAAGCUCAGAGAACCUUGAAACUGUUUACAAUAAAGUAUGAAACUCAACCAUG